AGGAUGGCACAUGGGAUUCCUUCUCAAGGCAAGGUUACCAUAACGGUGGAUGAGUACAGCUCCAACCCCACCCAGGCAUUCACGCACUACAACAUCAACCAGAGCAGAUUCCAGCCGCCACAUGUACAUAUGGUCGACCCCAUCCCAUAUGACACUCCAAAACCAACGGGCCACACGCGGUUUGUCUGCAUCUCAGACACACACUCCAGAACAGAUGGUAUCCAGAUGCCUUAUGGGGACAUCCUUCUCCACACAGGCGAUUUCACCGAGCUGGGACUGCCCUCAGAGGUUAAGAAGUUUAAUGACUGGUUAGGAAACCUGCCAUAUGAAUAUAAAAUAGUGAUUGCUGGGAAUCAUGAACUGACAUUUGAUAAGGAAUUCAUGGCAGACCUUGUUAAACAGGACUACUACCGUUUCCCCUCUGUGUCCAAAUUGAAACCAGAGGACUUUGACAACGUUCAGUCCCUCCUGACAAACAGUAUUUACUUACAAGACUCGGAGGUAACAGUGAAGGGAUUCAGGAUAUACGGUGCACCUUGGACCCCGUGGUUUAAUGGCUGGGGCUUUAACCUGCCCAGAGGUCAGUCUCUGCUGGACAAGUGGAACCUUAUCCCCGAGGGUGUCGACAUACUCAUGACACACGGACCUCCUCUCGGUUUUCGAGACUGGGUUCCAAAGGAGCUUCAGAGAGUGGGCUGCGUGGAGCUUUUAAACACAGUCCAGAGGCGAGUCCGGCCCAAACUCCAUGUGUUUGGUGGAAUCCAUGAAGGUUACGGCAUUAUGACCGACGGUUACACAACGUACAUCAAUGCCUCAACGUGUACAGUCAGCUUUCAACCGACCAACCCUCCAAUUAUAUUCGACCUUCCAAACCCACAGGGUUCCUGA
Mesoplodon densirostris (Blainville's beaked whale) is the source of this 888-nucleotide messenger RNA. It is a transcript of the gene MPPED2, whose product is annotated as metallophosphoesterase domain containing 2. Gene Ontology annotation, molecular function: hydrolase activity. Lineage: Eukaryota; Metazoa; Chordata; Mammalia; Artiodactyla; Ziphiidae. The coding region runs from base 4 to 888 and encodes 294 amino acids. The transcript has 6 exons. The record is from RefSeq and is a predicted model, not a curated record.